Messenger RNA from Linum tenue, 486 nucleotides. NCBI's taxonomy places the organism in Eukaryota, Viridiplantae, Streptophyta, Magnoliopsida, Malpighiales, Linaceae. The record is from the annotation of a GenBank genome assembly.
GUCAUCCUCUACGACCUCGUCUGCGCCGGCAGCGUCAACCCCGACUACUUAGACUUCCACCGCUACACCACCCUCGACCCUUACGUCGACGACCUCCUCAACAUCCUCGACGCCCACCGCGUCGACCGCUGCUCCUACGUCGGCCACUCCGUCUCCGCCAUGAUCGGCCUCCUCGCCUCCAUCCGUCGCCCCGAGCUCUUCUCCAAGCUCAUCCUCAUCGGCGCCUCCCCAAGUCCCCAAUUUCAAAAUCCCCCUGGACUACCACGGGGCUACGAACAGAGCGAGAUCGAGGAGGUUUUCACGGCGAUGGAGGCGAAUUACGAGGCGUGGGUGCAGGUAUUCGCGCCGCUGGCGGUGGGGGCGGACGUGCCGGCGGCGGUGAGGGAGUUCACCAGGACCCUGUUCAACAUGAGGCCGGACAUCACGCUGUUCGUGUCGAGACAAGUGGAGGCGAGGAGGCCGAUCAUGGCGGUCGACGCUUUUUAA